UGAUACAGAAGCAUGUUUGAAUGAUGUCUCUUGUGUUCGUCUCACUAAACAAACAAAGGUCACUGAAAAGAGGGCAGAUCUUUCCUUCCCAGGAUCCAACUUGGUAUUUCCCAUCACACCCACUAAUAAACAAAACAAAAUAGUCAAGUUAAAUACAGUUCACAUCAGCCCUUUGAUUGGCUGCUCUGAGUUGCCACGAAAUCCAGUGGUCAUGUGGAUCCGCAACCCACAUCAUGUGUCUCAGUGGCUCAACCAAAACAAAUCUAAAUCUCUAAACGUUGCUAAAAAAGAGUUAGUCUGCCUUCCAUCUUUUCAAGUGACCAAGUCAUCAAUGGUGACAGGUGAUGAAAUCAUUGACUGGCAGGUUCAGAGGGGUCAGCCGAACCUUCAGAGAAGGUAUAAUCUUCUUAAGAGAAAGUGGAGAGGUAGAAGCUCUACACUAGAGGGUGCUGGCACUCCUCAACAAGCUGAGGAUCGGUGGGUGGGCAUAGGCUUUAAUCCCAUUCCCAAAACCACCCCACAUCACCUCUCCUGCAGCUUGCUGUCCAAAGAUACUAAAUGUGGAUCAUUGGAUCAGAAACUGCCAGGGGCGCCACCCCAACACGCAGCUCUCAGACGUGCACUCUGCAGCAGUUUCACAGGAUUGCACCCGCUCUCCAUUCCACUUGGCCCAUUCAAUGAAAAUUAAUUGUGACCUAGUGGGUGGCUUUUUCCGAGUUUACCAUCCUCUCUCACUUUGGCUGCUAUCUGUCUGCACCAUAGGAUAAGCAGUCUACCUAUGACAAAAAUGUCUAUUCAACUGCUAGAGCCAAAAAGGAGGGAGGGAUGGGUAAUAAUAAUGCCGUACAAUACAGGUUAAGUUUGUCAAAUCACAAUAUAUAAUGUGCUAUUAAAUAUAUUAUUUCCUAAUAAAUAUCCUCUAAUAUACAUAUCUUA
Molecule: messenger RNA, 936 nt
Organism: Myxocyprinus asiaticus (Chinese sucker)
Lineage: Eukaryota; Metazoa; Chordata; Actinopteri; Cypriniformes; Catostomidae
Exons: 6
Coding region: 212-688 (158 amino acids)
Source: RefSeq, a predicted model, not a curated record